CAGCUACCAACUGUGACCACAGGCGAGAUGCAGAUUGUCUGCCAUCAGGUCCCGGUGCUGGCAGGUAGCGCCACAUUGGCCACUAUGGGGACCCUGAUCCUGUGCUCAGGGAAACCUGCCAGUUACGGGAAACACACAGAGAGUGUGUCGUCGGGAGUUCCCUUCCUGCCCGCACGCAUUGCCUGGUUCCUGCAGGAGUUGCCUUCCUUUGUGGUGUCGGUAGGGAUGCUCGCUUGGCAGCCGCGCUCCCUCUUCGGACCGCCGGGGAAUGUCCUGCUGGCUCUCUUCUCUGCACAUUACUUCCACAGGACAUUUAUUUACUCGUUGCUCACAAGAGGGAGGCCUUUCCCAGCGGUGCUGUUUUUGAGAGCCACUGCCUUCUGCAUAGGGAACGGACUCCUUCAAGCCUACUACCUGGUUUACUGCGCAGAAUACCCCGAGGAGUGGUACACAGAUGUGCGGUUUAGCUUUGGGGUCUUCCUGUUUAUUCUGGGAAUGGGAAUCAACAUCCACAGUGACUACACCCUACGCCAGCUCAGGAAGCCUGGAGAAGUCAUCUAUAGGAUUCCACGAGGCGGCCUGUUUACCUACGUCUCUGGAGCCAAUUUCCUGGGCGAGAUUAUUGAAUGGAUUGGCUACGCCUUGGCCACGUGGUCCGUCCCAGCCUUCGCUUUCGCCUUUUUCACACUUUGUUUCCUGGGGAUGCAAGCCUUUUACCACCACAGGUUCUACCUUAAGAUGUUUAAGGAUUACCCCAAAUCUAGGAAAGCUCUUAUUCCAUUCAUCUUUUAAAGAGCCCCAAUUUUAAAGAGCAAAGUUUCUGUGGAGGAACUGCUCGGCUGCUGAAACUAUAAACUGUAAACUAUAACAGUGUCUUGCUCACAUGUAUAUACGGUGAUGUAUGUGUUAAAAGGUCUCUUGUUAUUCCAGUUGCUUGAGGCAUGCAGGGUCAUGCCUGCUUAGCCUAUACUCCUUUCUGCCCAGGGAGCUCUAACCCAAUUUCCUUUUGGAGCUUCACAGAGGCCAUUUUAUUCUUAGCUAUACCAUCUAGAAGCUUCUUGUUUCCCACGGUAUGAUCUGAAGAGGUAAUUGUUUUCUUAUUCUGUGUCACUUUGGGGAAGUUCUGCAGUCAAAACCCUUUGGACUGACAUAAUGAAAAAUGAAAUUAUAGCAAUUGCAGGAAAGUGGGUAGAACUGGAAAUUAUUAUAUUAAGCAACCUAAUCCUGACUCAGAAAGACAAAUACUGCAUGUUUGUUUCAUGUGCAGGUUCUAGCUUUUAAUAUAUAUGUAACUGUUCAUAUGUGUGUGUUGGGGGUCAUAUAGUUCAUUGAUUUGGAAAGGAGAUCAUGAGAAGAGAAAAGGGGUCUUGCUGGGAGGAAAAAAAGAGGGAAAUAAAAUUUGUGUGUCAGAGAGAGGCUACUGCAGGAGGAAGGGGAGCAUCAGGAGAAAUGUAGGAGAGAAGGGGAGGAGGAUUGGCAAAAAUAAAGCAUGUAUGAAAAUGUCCAUAAUGAAACCAAUUACUUUGUAUGUUGGUUUUAAAAAACCAACCAGCCAGCCAUCCAGUCAAUAAACCAUCCAGCCAGCCAGUCAAUCAACCAGCUGGCCAGCCAGCCUACCAACCAAUCAACCAACCAACCAACCAAUCAACCAACCAACCAACCAACCAACCAACCAACCAACCAACCAACCAACCAGCCACCAAUCAACCAACCAACCAACCAACCACCACCAAUCAACCAACCAACCAA
Rattus rattus (black rat) is the source of this 1749-nucleotide messenger RNA. It is a transcript of the gene Srd5a2, whose product is annotated as steroid 5 alpha-reductase 2. Gene Ontology annotation, biological process: steroid biosynthetic process. Bases 28 to 792 code for a protein of 254 amino acids. Gene Ontology annotation, cellular component: membrane. Gene Ontology annotation, molecular function: 3-oxo-5-alpha-steroid 4-dehydrogenase activity. NCBI's taxonomy places the organism in Eukaryota, Metazoa, Chordata, Mammalia, Rodentia, Muridae. The transcript has 5 exons. The record is from RefSeq and is a predicted model, not a curated record.